Danio aesculapii is the source of this 5250-nucleotide messenger RNA. It is a transcript of the gene mllt10, whose product is annotated as MLLT10 histone lysine methyltransferase DOT1L cofactor. Gene Ontology annotation, cellular component: nucleus. Gene Ontology annotation, biological process: regulation of transcription by RNA polymerase II. The transcript is spliced from 22 exons. Bases 242 to 3649 code for a protein of 1135 amino acids. NCBI's taxonomy places the organism in Eukaryota, Metazoa, Chordata, Actinopteri, Cypriniformes, Danionidae. The record is from RefSeq and is a predicted model, not a curated record. Gene Ontology annotation, molecular function: histone binding; nucleosome binding.
GCCCCGCGAGGCCCUUUUCAGUCCACUGCCUCCCCGGUUUGGCUUCUCCGCGCAUGCGCGCACACGCGCCUCUACAUCCCGGGAGCCUUCAGUACGGGGUUUAUGUGUUCAACAACAGCGUAACUGAAAUAUGGAAUUUAAUGGAAAUGGGACUUAAAAUACAGCUUUCCUGGGAGAUAGGGAUUCGCGAGACAAACGCCCGACUGCCUUUUUGUUGGUCUUUGUGCGCUGCUGAUGGUAGAUGGUCUCCAGCGAGCUGUAUCUGGCAGAGGAAGACGACGAUUCGGCAAGUAAUAUGAAGGAGAUGAUCGGAGGCUGCUGCGUCUGCUCGGAUGAGAGAGGCUGGGCCGAAAAUCCCCUAGUCUACUGCGACGGCCACGGCUGUAACGUUGCCGUCCACCAAGCCUGCUAUGGAAUUGUCCAGGUCCCCACAGGCCCUUGGUUCUGCAGGAAAUGUGAAUCACAGGAACGUGCUGCCAGGGUGAUUAAAGGGUGGAGGGGGAGAAAGCCGAGCUGGCAGACCCCUGAAGGAGGAGGACAGUCCACCACCUGUAACAAAGAGGAGGAGGACAGCAGACUGAGCAGAAGUUUAAAAACUUUGAACAUAGUGAGGUGCGAGCUGUGUCCCCACAAAGAUGGAGCACUGAAACGGACAGAUAAUGGAGGUUGGGCCCAUGUGGUUUGUGCUCUUUACAUCCCAGAAGUGGAGUUCGCCAAUGUAUCCACCAUGGAGCCCAUUGUGCUUCAGUCUGUCCCCCAUGAACGUUAUAACAAGACAUGCUACAUCUGUGAGGAACAGGGUCGUGAGAGCAAAGCUGCUUCUGGAGCCUGCAUGACAUGCAAUAAACAUGGCUGCCGACAGGCCUUUCAUGUCACAUGCGCUCAGUUAGCUGGGUUGUUGUGUGAAGAACAGGGUUCAGAUGCUGACAAUGUGAAAUACUGUGGAUACUGCAAGUACCAUUACAGCAAACUGAGAAGGAGCAAAGGCCGUGGUAGUAGGGCUCAAAGCUUAAGUGAUUCUUCUACUCACUCUUUGGAUAAGCACCAUGACACGGAAAAGAAGAAGCAUAAAGAAAGAGAUCGGCAUAAACCGAAGCACAAAAAGUCUUUGGAACUGUCGCCUUCCCUGGUGCCAGCGCUGAUGGUGACAUCUGAGAAGAGUUUCAACAACAACAACAACAGCAGUGGCGGAAGUGUCUCCUCCAUCUCUUCCACUCAGAAGCGACUGGACGACAGCGGAGCCCGUUUCACUAAUGCCAACUUUCAGGAAGUUCCACCUCACUCCAGUUCCAGCUCCAAAGAUGGUGGCUCCUCUGAUGGCAAGAGCUCGGACAGUAAAAGCAAGAAAUCCAGCCACAGCACUAGCUCAAGCUUGGGUUCACGGGGCCGCAAAUCUGCGCCAGGCAAACCCCACGGCCCUGUGGUCACCACAGCCACUUCAUCCACGGCCCCUUCCUCAACCAGUCCUUUUCAGCAAGGUCAUUUAUUAGGAAGCAGCAGCAGCAAAUCAGCCACCAGUGGGUCCGUGGUUCAGCCCACGUCUGAUUUCCUCAGCUUCUCCGAUCCCAGCUUGAGGGCUGGCGACUCGUAUACGGCUCCAUCCUUUGGUCGCUGCCACAUGAAGGGUGGUGCAGAAAGCGGAGCUUCUGAAAGCAUGGUUGCUCUCAACACCUUCAGCAUGAUGUCUCUUCCCCAAAGCUCCAGCUCCAGCUCCAGCAAGCAUUAUGAAAACUGUCACACGACUGGGGAGCUGGGCAGCCUAGCCUCAGCCGGCUACAAACGACCACAGCCCUCCUCGUCCUCUUCUUCCGCAACAUCGUCUUCAUCUACUGGCGAGGAUGGAGUAAAGAAGAAAAAGCGAGGGAACUGGAGGAACCGAUAUGGACCUUGCUUCACCACCCAGGACAGUAAAACCACUGAUGCGGGAGACCACGUAUCCACAAUGCCCUCAUCUACUUCCCCUUCGCCAUCCUCUAUGAGCAACAUGGUCUGCCGCGGGAGCACUGUCAGUAGUACUGCAAGUGUAGGAGCAGUGGGUGCUGGUAGCAGUAGUCUGGGGAUUCAGAAGUCCCCGUCCCUCCUCAGGAAUGGAAGCUUACAGGGUAUGACUGUCAGCUCCCCACCUGCUGGACCAGGGUCGUACCCCAGCAGCAGUGAUGUAGCCUGUCCUUUGCCCAGCGCGGUGCUCGGAGGGUCUUUGCCCACAUCAAACUCUGAGUUGCCGGCUCAUCAGUCAGUUGUUGUCACUUCUAUGCCCACACUGACGUCACUGCCCCCGGCUGCCCCGUUCACAAGCACCCCAUCCACACACGCAAACUCGCUACCGGGAUCCUUUAACUUGGCGCCAUCUCAUAUGUUCGGAAACCGACUGAAUCCAAACUCCGCCAUGGCUGCACUGAUCGCUCAGUCUGAGGGCUCCCCAGCAGAUCAGGAGCUGGGAGACGGAGCUCUCGGCUUCUCCAGAAGAGGAAACUCACCAAAGACAAACCUCUCCCCUCGGUCUCCGCUGAGUGGGCUUCAUAUACGGUAUGAUGCAGGACCGAUGGUUCUAGGGCUCGGAUCUGGUUCGGAUACGCUGCCCCCUGCGGCCACCAGCAUUGACCAGCUGCUGGAACGCCAGUGGAACGAAGGACAGCAGUUUCUCCUACAACAGGGUUCACAAGGAGAUGUUCUGGCAAUGCUGAAGUCCCUGCACCAGCUGCAGGUAGAAAACCGGCGCUUGGAGGAGCAAAUCCGAACUCUCACCAUGAAGAAGGAACGACUGCAGCUCUUAAGCGCUCAACUCUCUGUGCCUUUCACCCCUGCAAGCACCACGGCUACCACUGCAUCCUCUCCAAUGUACCCCAGCAACACUCACACAGACAUGCUGCACAGCAAGAGCAUUCAGCUAGGCAGUGUUUUAACAGAGUCCUCUCAACCCUUGCCCACUCAGGAUCCCCUGUCUGGUGGCCAUAGUAGCGGAAGCAGCACGUCGUCUCUCUCCACCCCUCCGUCUGCAGCCCACAGCCCACCCCAGCAGCAGGUGAACGGAGUCGGCAUGGCCGGGGUGCCCGUCCAGCCUGGCAAUGCCAACUCGUCCCUGCCUGCCAUAGCCGGGGUGACUGGUCUGAUGGGUGCUCUGCAGGGCAGCCACAUGGCCAUGAGUGGCAUCGUGGGUGCCAUAAACGGAGUAAUCCAAACCUCCCAAUCCAGCCUGACCCAGAACAGCAGUCCCCUGCCCCAUUCAGCAGCAGCUUCCAGCACAUCUCUGCCCAUGUCCAGCAUUCUCACUAACAGCAGCAUGUCUACAACGAAAACUAGGCUUUUCACUGAACAACACAGGCAGAUUCUCCUCCAUCAGCAUCAACUACAGCAGCGUUUUGGCUCCCAGCAGGCCACACCGGAACAGCAGCAGGUUCUGCUCUAUCAGUUAAUGCAACAACAACAGCAGCAGCAGCAGCAACAACAGCAGCAGAAUGACAUUCAGCUCCAGCAGCUGCCAAUCAACAGCCUCCUGCCCGGCAAUCAGCCAACCACCAGCACAAACCCCUUCCUGGCCCACCACAAUGACAACAACACUCCUAAAACUGGAGUUAAUACUGCAGCCAUCAAACAGGCUAAAAGACUGGGGGAGAAAGCUGUGUCUGUGACAGGACAAGAGAAAACCUGAUGCGGAAAGCAACAUUUCGGGGAGGUUCUGCCUUCUGGAUCCCUUUCAUCUGCUCACCCCAAGAGGCUGGCAAUCUGAGCGGCAAAGACCAGAACACUUACCCGCCACACGAAACCCUCACUAGCACCAGCCUUCAUAUAAACACACACACACACACACACACACACACACACUUGCCAGUUUGAUGCCCAUCUGGCAAACAACAUGCUGCACUGAGUUUGUGGAAAUCACUUGCUGUAAACUUAUUGGGUCCCAUGAGGACCAAAACACACAGACACCCACACCCACACACACCCUGCCAGUGUGUUGAAAAUGACACGCUGGUGCAAGUCUCUGUGGGCGGAAAGCGUAAACCGAUGGGACUGAAGGAUGGAGACGCUUCUGGAACAAUAUCUGCUCACCGCUGUUACCUCUCUACACCCCUUUAACAAUAAAAGCCCUGUCUUAUUCGUCUAUCUGUGUGUUUCAAGGCGUCAAACGUUUCAAAGCUGAAGCGAUCAGACAUUUGUGCACCACAAAGGCCUUCUCUGCCUCCUGAUCUUGAGCUUCCCCUUUGAGGAGGUGUCCCAAAUGUCCACUGACCCUGCUGCACUCUUCCAAGAGCAACUACCUCUCAUAGACCAGGCCCUGAACCCAAGUGCCUGGCCCCGAUCUCCCAGCUCUCAGCGAGGGGCCGUGCGGGCCCUGGAGACGCUGCCAGACUCUGGAAACCCCCGUUUUAUUUCCUCCAGUCUAUCGUUUUUUUUUUUCUUUUUGGUGGAAUGAAUAAAUCCUAUUCGGCGUCGCUCAGGCAAUACCAGUUCAGAGACAGAAUCUCUGCCUGUACAGUGACUACUCUGAAAAAAAAAAACGAAAGAAAAACUCAUUUUGAAUGUUUGUGCUGCAUUGAAUACUUUGAAGCCAACUUUGUAUUGUUCCUUUUUUAUUUAUUUGCAUACGUUGCUUGUUGGGCGCAAGGUAAAAUAUUUUAACACUCAACUGGCGAAAUGUUUUAUACUACUGUACAAACUUCUCAAUCAUUUUGAUGAACAUGUCUGGUGUUUGAAGGUAUAAGAAAAUGAAAAAAAUCCUACUUGAGAAUUUUGUGGUUUUGUAAAUAUCUGUUUUUUUUUUUUCUUUUCCUCCUUUUCGUUGCGAUGUAAAUCUACAGAUGCAUAUUGGAUUAUUGGAUUAAGAAUAAGCUGUCAGAAUAAAUAAGACUUAGUUUAGCACACUUUUACCUCUUUUUCUGUUGUAAAUACAUAUUUGUGAUUUCACUUGGUGGUGUAAAGGACCGUUUUAAAGCACUGUCGGUGUGUUCAGAUCUUUUUUUAAACAGGCUUUCAACAAGACUGGUGACUGGAUAAUGUCUAUUAAUUUAUUUUUAUAUGUGCAGGGACUUUUUCUUUUCUUUUGCACCAUUUUAUUGAUGUGGUUUUAUACGUUAUAGAUGUGGUAUGUCCACCUUCUCAUGUAUUUGUACAGAAAUUAUGCAAAAUCUCUAAAGUUUGUAUUUAAAACAUCAAAAGUGAAACCACACAAGUCCUGCUUCAUAUUAAGAAAUUUUGAACACUGAGAUUGUAGUGAUGAACUUUUUUCAGUGAUAAAAUCUGAUUAUAACA